Messenger RNA from Eremomyces bilateralis CBS 781.70, 1250 nucleotides. RefSeq names its product CobW domain protein. The record is from RefSeq and is a predicted model, not a curated record. Bases 79 to 1179 code for a protein of 366 amino acids. The transcript has a single exon. Gene Ontology annotation, cellular component: cytoplasm. NCBI's taxonomy places the organism in Eukaryota, Fungi, Ascomycota, Dothideomycetes, Eremomycetales, Eremomycetaceae.
AACGAAUUUCACCCUCGAGGCACGCGCAAUUGAAUACUCAAUCACUAAUACAUCUACCUCCAUGACCAUUCCAACACAAUGGCCACCUCCCCCAUCCCAGUGACCAUCAUCACCGGCUUCCUCGGCGCCGGCAAAACCACCCUCAUCCUCCACCUCAUCCCCCAACUCCCCCCCACCUACCGCAUCGCGCUCCUCAAGAACGAAUUUGGCGACGUCGCCGUCGACUCCCAACUCGCCUCUGCCUCCUCCAUCUCCGGCGUCCGCGAGAUUCUCAAUGGCUGCAUCUGCUGCAAUCUAGUCGGACAACUCUCCGACGCGCUCCUCGAGCUGCGCACUUCCGUUAAUCCUGACCGCGUGAUCAUCGAGACGUCCGGCAGCGCGUUCCCCGCGACGUUGGCGAUGGAGGUGAACCGCAUCGGGCGGGAGACAGGGGCGUUCGCGCUGGACGGGGUGGUGAGCGUGAUCGACGUGGAGAACUGGAAGGGGUAUGAGGAGACGAGCGUCACGGCGAAGCUGCAGGCGCGGUACACGGACUUGAUCGUGCUAAAUAAGUGGGAGGGCGUGGGAGAGCGGCGGAUCGAGGAUGUGGAGGAUCGGAUUGGGGAUUUGGAGGUGGAUACGCCGAAGGAGAAGUCGGAUCGGGGUUGGGUGAGUCGGGAUGUGUUGCUGGGGAUUGAUGCGAAGCUCGCGGGAUUGGGGGUGGAAAAGGGGGGGGCAGAGGAGCAUGGGCAUGAGCAUGGGCACGGUGAGCAUCAUAAUGAGGUGGAGGUGCUGUCGAUCACGCUCUCGGGGUCAUCCGAAGAUGCAGUCGAUAUUGGGAGAUUGGUCAAGUUGCUGGAGGACGCACCUAGGGAAGAGGUGUACAGGAUUAAAGGCAUUCUGAAGUGCAAAGUACAUCCUGUUUCUUCUGAUGACGACAGAAAUAAACCUCCACCUGCGCAUCCCUUGCCUAAGGAGUAUAUAUUGAACUGGGCAUUCGGAAGAUGGACAUUUACGGCUAUUGGGCCUGCCCCAGAGGCAAAUACAAACGGAGUUGACAUAGACCUAGUUCUACGGCUGACUGUCGUCACUGCUCGAGAAGAGUCAUCCAAGUGGAAGAAGAGAAUAGAGGCGGAAAAGUUCAUUAUUUUAGAAGGAGAGGGAAGCCCCGGAUCCCUCACUAUCACGACCAUAUCCUGAGAAGCACUGCUGGAGUACGUGCUAGAAGAUACCAAACAUAGACAUGAAGUACAAUAGAUGUACAGAAUCGA